This is a messenger RNA of Capsicum annuum, 1605 nucleotides long. RefSeq lists its product as uncharacterized. The transcript has 7 exons. The record is from RefSeq and is a predicted model, not a curated record. Bases 1 to 1605 code for a protein of 534 amino acids. NCBI's taxonomy places the organism in Eukaryota, Viridiplantae, Streptophyta, Magnoliopsida, Solanales, Solanaceae.
AUGGGGCUGACAGUAUAUGUAGUGAUACGAAAAGAAGAAAAGGAAUUCAGAAAUUAUCCUUUGUGUGUUUCUCUUUUUCGUAAAUCUUGCAAAAAUGAUGAAAUAUGUUCGAAGGAAGAAGGAAAGAGUUCUUGUGACAGUCAUAAAGUGAAAGUAAAUUCGAACUGUGUUGAUGGAAAAAAGAGCAAUAUUGGUGAAGAUUGUUUUGAGCUUAUUGAAAGUGUUGAUACAAAUGAUAAAGAACAUACAAUUAUUUCCGAUCCAAAUCAUAAUGAGGCGCUUAUUUGUCAAAUGUAUGCUUUGGUUUAUAAAUCGAAGAAAUGUGGUUGGUUUCUAAGGGCAUCUAGCAAUAAGAACACCAAUUUUUUUAAGAUUAAAAAGUUUCGGUAUGAACAUACUUGUCCUGUAAAAGAUAGAGUGUACCAGCAGAAACAUGAGGAUAUUAUCAAUGAGCUUGCUUUGGAUUUGAAUUAUACAAUGGCGUGGAGGGCUAAAGAAAAAACUUUGAUUUCAUUGAGGGGGACAACAUAUUCAUCAUACAAUAGACUGCCCGGAUAUUUAUACAUGUUUGAAAAGACUUACCCUGGUUCACAUAUAAGAAUGAAAAAAACAUCAGAUGAUAAAUUCCUUUAUGUGUUUAUAUCGCUCUACUCUUCAAUUAAAGGUUUUGAUUCAUGUCGACCAAUUGUUGUUGUUGAUGGCAGUCACCUAAGAGGAACAUAUAAUGGAACUUUCGUGUCAGCAAGUACACUUAAUGGAGCAGCAUGGAGUUGGUUCUUUGAGCAAUUGAAAGAAGCUCAUGGUAUAAAAUCAAAUAUGUGUGUUGUGUCCGACAGGAACGAGAGCAUUAUAAGGGAUGUGUCAAGUGUAUAUGGGGGUGUUAUACAGAAGUCACAUGCUAAAUUUUCUGAAGUGUUUUAUGCAAUGGCAAAAGCAUAUAUAAUUUCUGAAUUUAACAGUCUAAUGAAGAAGGUUGAAAAGAUAGAUAUUAGGGUGAAAGAUUACUUGCAGUCGGCCGGAUAUAACAAGUGGUCUAGGGUGUAUGCAACUAUAAAUUGGAGAUUCACUUUAACCUCGAACAUUGCUGAAACAAUUAACAUGCACCUUAAGGAAGCCAGGGAGUUGCCUAUAUAUGAUUUCUUGGAGGAAGUUAGAAAAAUGUUUGGCAGAUGGAACCAUAGCAAUCGACAGGUUGGGACAUUCACACGUACACCUGUUGUGCUGGCAACGGAUUAUGUUUAUUCUGUGCUUCAUGAAGAUCGACAUUUUAUUGUUUGCCUGGAUAAGAAGACAUUGUUGAAGAGUAAACAUUUGGAACCUGAUGAUUAUUGCUCUAACUUUUACAAGUCAGUCUCGAUUUUGGGUACGUAUGAUGUUCUAAUAUUGCCUCUGCCUGAUAGAUCCACAUGGAAAAUAUCAGACUAUAUAUUGAGUGAAGUUGUUCUUCAGCCAAAAUACAAACGUCCCCCUGGAAGCCCAAAGAAAAUAGAAAGAGAAAAAUCCGCGGAAGAAUUUUACGGGUCUAAGUCCACAUAUUCAUGCAGUGCUUAUGGGUUAAAGGAACACAAUAGGCGUUCAUGCAGAGAAAAACGUCGAGUUAAAUAG